Messenger RNA from Mytilus californianus (California mussel), 1261 nucleotides. RefSeq lists its product as uncharacterized. The coding region runs from base 198 to 1025 and encodes 275 amino acids. Lineage: Eukaryota; Metazoa; Mollusca; Bivalvia; Mytilida; Mytilidae. The transcript has 8 exons. The record is from RefSeq and is a predicted model, not a curated record.
AUAUACGCAUGUGUCACUUGAACUUAUCUUGCUUGCCAGUGUGUUUGAAGUUUCAGAUGAAGUACGACUAGGACAUAGUUAUCUGGAACGAUAUGUUUAGUAAUAUUUCUUUUAAGAAUGAUGAUGUUCAGAUCAAAGUGACUGUUUGAGGCUGAAGUUCGUUUACCAGUGAGAGUGCCAGGAAAGGCUAUUGAAAUAUGGAAGUAUGUAGAGACAGGGUAUGUCUUCUAAUAGUCCUGAUAAACCCGUCAUUGGCAGAUGUUAUCCUAAGAUUACCUACGGAUAUAGAAUUAGGAAAACCAUUGGUCUUUAAUUGCGAAAUCUCAAAUAUAAUUCCAACAAGAAGAAGCAGACAGUGGCGAGGCGGAAUCGGUAACAAACUAUUAUGCUACGAUGGAAUUUCUGUUGAUCCAACAAAAUACAAAGAAAGGAAGAUAAAUCAAACAAAUUAUGAAUUAAUUGUAAAAGAAACAUCUGAAAGCGAUUUGCAAUGCCAAUAUGCAUGUCUGGUUGGAUUCGAAAGCGAUCAAAAGUUUUUGGAAGUAAAUGAAACUAAUUUUUUGCAAUUGCCUGAUGAACACUUCACUAAAAUGUACUACCAAAUGCAGAAUGGAAAAUAUAGUCUGAAAUUAAUUCUCAGAAAAGUAUUCCCAAAACCAGUGUGUGAGCUGAAAAUGAAAGAAGCAAAUAUAAAUAUACCUGUUGCAGAUUUACAGAGGUUCCACGUGUUACUAGAUGUGACAUACGUUUUAGAUUUAAGUGACAAAAUGACGGCCUGUGGCAAAGUUGAAUGUCAAUUACGAAGGAAGAGUUUUCUGGUCAGAUUAGAAAACAGCGCUACUUGCAACCCCCCAAUGACUAGCCAAGACAGUAAAACGCCAUCUAUAGUCAUUGGUGUAGGUGUAUCUUGCAUUAUAGUAUUUGGCCUGUUUGUAUCCUGGGUAAUAGUAAAAAGAUGUAAAGGAAAUGACAGACUUAAUGAUGAAAAUAUCAGGCAUACUAAUGAAGACAGCUUGAUGAUAUAGAAUAGAGGAACGUGUGUGUGUGAAUGAAUAUAUCGCAAUUUAAAAAAAACCCUUUUUAACAUGUUUAACACUUUUGUUUUCAGGAAAAUUUGCUUUAUUUAUAUUGAGUGUAAAAAGUACGAGAGUUUAUAUUUGAGUUUAAACUGUACAUUGAUGAUUUGAUAUUCAUGUAACUUGUACAAUACAUUGUAUAUAUAGAAUGUGUUCGCAGAUAAAUUUGUAGAGUGCAACAUUAA